Diaporthe amygdali is the source of this 1794-nucleotide messenger RNA. RefSeq names its product crossover junction endonuclease MUS81. Lineage: Eukaryota; Fungi; Ascomycota; Sordariomycetes; Diaporthales; Diaporthaceae. Bases 1 to 1794 code for a protein of 597 amino acids. Gene Ontology annotation, molecular function: crossover junction DNA endonuclease activity; DNA binding; 3'-flap endonuclease activity. The transcript has a single exon. The record is from RefSeq and is a predicted model, not a curated record. Gene Ontology annotation, biological process: resolution of meiotic recombination intermediates; DNA catabolic process; double-strand break repair via break-induced replication. Gene Ontology annotation, cellular component: nucleus; Holliday junction resolvase complex.
AUGCCGUCCGACGAGGAUAGCCCCAAUCCACUGCUACUUUCGUGGGUCAAGGAGUGGUACGAGAACGCGAGAGAAAAAAACACCAAGGGUGUCACUACAUACAGAAAGGCUUACAAUUCAUUGAAAAAAUGUCCCAAAGUCUUUCAACAUCCCUCAGAGCUCACGGAGCUGCAGUUCUUCGGACAGACGCUCACCAAGAGGCUCACGGACAAACUUGAGAUUUAUUGCAGAGAAAAUGGCUUGCCAAUGCCUGAGCGCCCUUCGAAAUCUAAGAAGCGCAAGGAUGCCAGCAGAGCUACAGGAGAAGGAGAUGAUGAUGACGAUGACGACGAGGAAGAGCCCGCUCCAGUCCAGAAGAAGCCACGGAAGGCUAAACCAUAUGUGCCUGCAUAUCGGUCCGGCGCCUACGCUCUCAUUGUUGCCUUAUCGAACAUGCCAGAGUAUGGGCCUGAGGGCAUGGCAAAGCUGGAUUUGAUCGACAAGGCUCAACCACAUUGCAACUCUUCCUUCACGGCGAGCGAGCCGGGAAGUUUCUACACGGCUUGGAACUCUAUGAAGACCUUACUCGCUAAAGAGCUUGUCUACGAGCGUGGGAGACCGACGAAAAGAUACGCCCUGACUGAAGAUGGUCGGGAUGUGGCACGACGAAUCCAGGAGGCUAAUGAGGCCAGCACCAGUAACACUGGUGACAGAACGAAUGACUCCAGGAACAAUUCGGCCGCGCCUCGGGCCCAAGCACAGUCACUGGCUUUCGUCGGUGGUUUGGACGAAGGUACCAACGACGACCUCUCCCUGGAACAGGAGAAGCCAGACUUUGGUAAUGUGGUUACUGACGGCCCCGUCUUUUCUGACAACUCCUCAUUGCCAAACUUUACAACGAUCAGGUUAAACCCUGGCUCAUUUACAGUUCACCUUGUACUGGACGUGCGAGAGAUUCGUGCCAAAACAGACCGGGACUACAUGCAAGAAGAACUGACAAAGAAGGGAAUCAAGCCCAUCAUGCGCAGUUUGGAGCUCGGUGAUGCCCAGUGGGUGGCAAAGUGCCACGACCCGGAGGUACUGCGUCGAGGCGGCGCCGAGGGCGACGAGGUCGUGCUCGACUACAUCGUGGAGCGCAAGCGCCUGGACGACUUGAUCGGCAGUAUCAAGGACGGCCGCUUCCACGAGCAGAAGUUCCGCCUGAAGCGAUCUGGCGUCCGACACGUCACCUACCUUGUGGAGGAGAUCUCAUUGGACCGGGAGCACUUCUCCAAGUACGAGGAAAGCGUGCAGUCUGCGAUUGCGUCGACGCAGGUGGUUAAUGGUUUCACCGUGAAGAAGACACAAAAGAUGGAUGACACCAUCCGGUACCUCGCGAGGAUGACGGACUUGCUGAAAAAGCGUUACGAAAGCCAGCCUCUGAGGGUGAUCCCUACAAAGGUCAUCACACCCCAGAACUACUUGCCUCUCUUAAACAGCCUUAGGGAAACGCAGCCUGGGGUAGAUUACUACAUCAGCUAUCCUGCUUUUGCUUCGCUGGUGUCGAAGACGGAUCUGCUGACCCUACGCGACCUCUUCCUCAAGAUGCUAAUGUGCACACGAGGCGUCACAGGGGAAAAGGCGAUACAAAUACAGAAGAUCUGGAAGACGCCCAACGAGUUUGUCAAGGCUUUCGAGCAGUGUGGUCCUGGAGAGGAAGGAAAGAAAAGAAAGCGGGAGCUGGUCUCCAGCCGGCUAGGAGGACACGCUGUGAAGAGCAAGCAGAUUGGCAAAGCCCUAAGUACCAAAAUUGCCGAAGUAUGGGCUGAGGUUUGA